This is a messenger RNA of Exophiala aquamarina CBS 119918, 861 nucleotides long. RefSeq lists its product as uncharacterized. The record is from RefSeq and is a predicted model, not a curated record. Bases 1 to 861 code for a protein of 286 amino acids. Gene Ontology annotation, cellular component: endoplasmic reticulum. NCBI's taxonomy places the organism in Eukaryota, Fungi, Ascomycota, Eurotiomycetes, Chaetothyriales, Herpotrichiellaceae. Gene Ontology annotation, biological process: peptidyl-proline hydroxylation to 4-hydroxy-L-proline. The transcript has a single exon. Gene Ontology annotation, molecular function: iron ion binding; procollagen-proline 4-dioxygenase activity; L-ascorbic acid binding.
AUGGCGACGUUUACGGUUCCAGCAGACUUCCUCGCGGGUCCUGGACCCGAAGUGAACGUAACACGGGUGGACUUUGCUCAAACGCAAUGCCCCGAGUUCGCCGGGUCAUAUGCAGUGGUGCUCGACAACGUCCUCAGUCCAGACGAAUGCACACAACUCGUCAAUUUCGCCGAGCAGUCUUCGGGGGGCGAACCGGGCAACGGGAAAUGGGAGCGCGCCAUGGUCAACAUCGGCGGCGGCAAGCAGAAGAUCUACACUGAUAUCCGAAACUGUGACCGCAUCAUCUGGGAUGAUCCUGUCCUCGUCGAUCGCAUCUGGCAGCGUUGCAGACCUCAUGUGCCCGAGGUAGAGAAAUUGAAGGACAACAAAUCCGUCAUGGGGCUUCGUCCGGUCCAGAGGGGGGAGAGCUAUGUCAUGACCAGAUUGAAUGAAAGGAUGCGGUUUUUGAAAUAUGCCGGUGGCGAGUACUUUAAUGGUAAGAGGGCUCACCCCGUUUGGAUUUUGAUCUUGACUGAGCGGUUAAAUCUUCAUCAUGUCGGAGCUAAUGCAUUGGUGGUCCCCACAGUCCACUGUGAUGGGAUGUACAUUACUCCAGACAACAGUGAAUGCUCCUUCUACACGCUGCAUCUGUACCUGAAUCAAAGAGAUGCGGACAAUGAUCUUGUCGGCGGCGCAACAAGUUUCCACGGACAAGAUAUGGAGAGAGAAUACAACGUCUUCCCAAAGACUGGCCGUGUCUUGCUUUUCCAGCAUAGAGGCCUCUGGCAUUCAGGCCAGCAGGUCGAGGCUGGUGUGAAGUAUACCUUGCGAACUGAUCUGAUGUUCAAACGCGAUGAUCAAGAGAGUGAAGGGAGGAAUUAA